GGACGUUUCGUUUGAUGGAAUAGAAAGUGAUUAACAUUGGCUACCAAUUUAUCGUUCGUUACGCUACAUCACGUGACAUUUCGUACGCUUAUGUCAAUCCCAUACAUUGUCUUUCUAUUCCAUUGGCGAUAUCGCUAACAAAAAGACACGUUGGCUAGGCCCUCUGUUCACUAGGUAGUCGCAUAGUGUAUGAUCUAUGUCUGUGAGUAUAAUGUUCUGUGGUCUGUGGCGAAAGAGUUUUGUUUAUCCAAAAUGAACUAUUUAUGCAAUAAAAUAAAGAAUUAUUACGGCCUUUUCAAAUAUAAUCUGAUGCUUAGCAAGUGAAGUUUCAUAUAACUAUUCAGAAUGGCUACGAGUAAUUUAAAAUUAUUGUGUGGCGUUUUGAGUAGAAUGAGGAUUGAUAAUGUAAUUAUACGAUCAAAUGCUAAUUAUAAACCUAAAUAUCGUCCACCGUACUGGUAUAUGCCCAAAGAAAGAGUGCUGAGUGAAGAUCUAUUAACUCAAGAAAACCGUCAGUUUCUUGAGGAAGUUAUGCAGGAUAGACUUAGCGCACAAGCUGAUAUAGAGUCUCCUUUAGCACAAGUCAAUGUUGAGAAAUCUGGUCAGUGGACUCCUCAAACCAGGAGAGUUGGAGUCAUUGCCCGAAAAAUAGGCAAUUACCCUCUAUGCUCAAAAGAAGGAAAAAAAAAUGCAUACCACAUUAUUACAGGUUGUCGAUAACCAUGUAAUAAAGUACAUUCCUCCAGAAGAAUUCAAACCGAUGAAGACUACAGAAGUAAUGUGGAAAGAAAAACGACGAUCAGGCUGCCUGCUCGUUGGAUCAGAGACCGUAGGUCCUAAUCAACAAUCAAUCUAUCAACUUCGAUCACUGGUAAUAAGUAUCAACGCAGGACAUAUUUAUAUGCAGAUAGGUGUCUAAACAAGUACUUAUUUACUACACAAAAUUGCGUUAAAUCUGUCCGCAAAAUCUCGGAAAUUGUGAAUAUUUACGGUUUUUUUUAAAGAUUGCUUAUGUAAUGUUAAAUAACAUUAAGUGCACGAUUUUCAAAUUUGAGUAAUGUGUCUUUUCUACUUACAUGAAUAGUUGAAUAUCAAUAAUAAAUACACUGUAAAUAUUGUAAUUUACAAACUAUUAUACUUAUUGCAAUCCAGAAAAAGUACCCGUUAUCUAAAUUGUAAUAUUAAUGUUACUCAAUCGAAAAAUUGAACUUUAGUAAAGUUUCCCGUGUUAUUUUUAAAUUUUGUGGUUUAAUUUUUUUGGCUUCCCGAUUUCGUCAAAUGAUAUACUUCCUUACCAAUACACCUAUACUUUUUUCAAGUUAUCAUUUGAAUAAGUUUAAAUACCUAUCAAUUAUUUAAUCUCUCAGCAACGACCACUGGUAAUAAGUAUCAACGCAGGACAUAUUUAGGUGCAGAUAGGGGUUUAUACCAUUACUUAUUAACUACACAAAUUUGCAUUAAAUCUGCAAAUGUCAGUAAAAUCUCAGAAAUUGUGGAUAUUUAAGGUUUAUUUUAGGUCAAAUAACAUUAAGUGCAUGUGUUCCUUUGAGUAAUGUGUCUUUUCUACUUAUAUAAAUAGUUGAAUGUCAAAAAUACACUGUGCUGUCAUGUAAAAAUUGUAAUAUGCAAAUUUUUAUAGUUAUUACAAUCAAGAAAAAGUACCCGUUACCUAAAUUGUAACAUUAAUUUUUAUUCAGUCGGAAAAUUGAACUUAUAGUAAAUUUUUACCAUGUCAUUUUUAAAUUUUGCUGUCUAAAUUUAUUGGCUUGCCGAUUUUCUCAAACAAUACCUCCUUACCAAUACACCUGUAUUAUUAAGUUAUCAUUUGAAUAAGUUUAAAUAUAAAUUAUUUAAUUUCUGAACUCCGAUCACUGGUAAUAAGUAUCAACGCAGGAUUUAUUUAUACGCAGAUAGGGGUUUAUACCAGUACUUAUUUGCUACACUAAAUUUUGUGAAAUCUGCAAAUGUCAGUAAAAUCUCAUAAAUUGUGAAUGUUUAAGGUUUUUUAAGAUUGCUCGUAUAAUGUCAAAUAACAUUAAGUGCAUGUAUUUCAAAUUUAAGUAAUGUGUCUUUCCUGUAAAUAGUUGAAUAUCAAAAAUUCACUGCUGGCCAGUAAACAUUGUAAUUUGCAAAUUAUUAUAGUUAUUGCAAUCAAGGAAAAGUACCCGUUAUCUAAAUUGUAAUAUUAAUUUUUACUCAAUCCAAAAAUUGAACUUUAAUAAAUAUUUCCCAUGUCAGUUUUAAUUUUGCUACAUAAUUUUUUUGGCUUGCUGAUUUUUUCAAAAUGUAAACCUUCUUACCAAUACACCUAUAUU
This is a messenger RNA of Hyposmocoma kahamanoa, 2315 nucleotides long. RefSeq names its product 39S ribosomal protein L3, mitochondrial-like. Bases 346 to 720 code for a protein of 124 amino acids. The record is from RefSeq and is a predicted model, not a curated record. The transcript is spliced from 4 exons. Lineage: Eukaryota; Metazoa; Arthropoda; Insecta; Lepidoptera; Cosmopterigidae.